Messenger RNA from Mycena citricolor, 2182 nucleotides. Lineage: Eukaryota; Fungi; Basidiomycota; Agaricomycetes; Agaricales; Mycenaceae. The record is from the annotation of a GenBank genome assembly.
CUUCCCUCCCGCUAGCAGUGGACAGUUGCAAGCGAUUCUCCUUGGCAAAGCCCUUGGAAGCCAACGUGUUGAAGACAAGAGCUGAUCCGCAAAUACUGCGUAAAGGUUUUGAAGGCGAUGUAUAGAGUUGCAGCUGUGCUCUAGUCACAGCUCCACUUCCUUCCGCAACGGCGCCAAGGAUGCUGGCAAAUCCCACAAAUCAUUCCCCCGAUAGGCCCCCGCACUAUAAAGGAUCUCCUUCAAAGUGCGACUUAAACCCAGAACCUGUUCCACAUCGAAACGACUCGCACGAUGCCUACCAUCUACUCGAGGGAAUCCCCACUCGACGAUGAAUCAUGCCCUGCGCAGCUUCUCCCAGACACCGGUGCAUCUGACAUCCCAUCGGCCAUGAUCAAUGACGUCGCCGCCGCCAUGCCAUCGCCACAGGUUCUAGGUCUCGUUUUGUUUCUCUGCACGGUCAUUGCCGCAGUCUUGUUCUGGGCCGCGCCGGGAAGAGUCUCUCGUGCGAUGAUGGCCGCCAUUGGCCAGGCCGACGAAGAGUACCUUGCUGCAGCUAAAACGGGAGCGGUUGAGCCGCGUGGGAAGAUGGCUGAGGAGCUUGAGCAACUUCACGCGACGGCGUCGGCGCUCAGGCAGGAGUACCUCGAGAGCUCCCUCUCACACUGGAGCGGUAUCAUUUACCUGCUGAAGGGACGUCCCCUGAGACUAGUCUUCUGCAGGCGCGCAAUCCAGCUCUUCCGAACUCGUACCGAGAUUGCCAAGGAGGUGCACAAUCGAUUGCUACCAGAGCCAGAACCUAUCGUGGGCCACCGCCGUCGAGUUGCCGCUCAACCACUUUCCGCAUCGUAACGACCGUCUUUUCGCUAUCAUCAUUAGGCACACCGGCAUGUCACACCGCAUUCCAUAUCCGAUGCUGAAGGCCCUACUUUACCCUGUAACUUGGCCGAUACAAUCAGAAUCAUGACACAAUUCUAUCCGCCCGAAUCGAAUUGGAGCUGAUUCCUCAGACAAUUUGAGCGUGUCCGAACUCAACAAUGAUUGUCCCUAGUCACAGCCAAGACCAAUGUCGUAUGCUUCUCUGGAACGUCGAAACCGUCUUUUCGCCGAAGCUUUGUGCUGCCCGGUUGGCUGACGUUGUCGCAUCCGCUCCGCCCACAGACAUAAAGAAUGUUCAUCUGCCUGUUUUGUAUUGCAAAUAGGACAUACUCUGCAGCAUCGUACGCGAGGAUCUUCGGCUCGUUCUAUGAGCACGAGUUCCUGGGAUUCCAGCUUGUCAUAAUCGCAACCUGCAGUUGCUGUGAUGUGAUAAUCGAGCUUGGCCAGCCCUCCCAAGCGGAUGCUUUGGAGCAAUCAAUGACGUUGCGGGUGCGUGGUGAGCGACUCGAACAUUCAGUUGCCGAUUCCAGCUCAGACAUCCCCUGUCGCAAGUCGUCUCGGAGGCCAGCGGAUUUGAGCAUGUCUGAGACACCCCCGGAGGUACAAAUCUUGGCUGGGGGAUGUAGACUGAAUGAUAUCCCCCUUACCUAUAACGAUUAUGCACAUCAUCCGCUCCAGCCCAUCGUCCUCUGAUACGAUCCGUCGCCGAACCAUCCCAAACUUCUUCUCCUUUGGCACGAGGAAGCCUGCACCACCCCCAAAGCCGUUCAUCUCGUCGUCCUCUUUGUCGUCGGUUUCGUCCACCUCGCACGAGGCCAAGUCACCUCCCGGCAGCCUAGAUAUCGCUGGGGCCGGCUUUGAGCGACAAGUGGUCUUAUCGGAGGAACAGCUCAGAAACCCUCCCGAGACGUUCUCUAAUGACCUCGCCGCUAUCCUGUUCAUGGAUUCCCCCGCGAAGCCCAGCCAGACCGUCACGGGUGUCUGCUUCAGGAAGGAAGUCGUCUUGACCGAGGAAGAGCUUAACCGAGCACCCGCUCUGCCGAAAGCUCCUAUGCUCACACCCAUGCUCACACCCAAUCUCCAAAAACGCUUCUCUCGUCGCCAUUCGACGUUUGUCCCGCCGACGCCAGUCGAUCUGUCCACCCUCGUCCGAUCGGACGUUCCCCUCGUCGUCGAGCACGUUGGAACACCCGCCCUGAGAAGGGGCCCAGCACCUGCGGUGGACGCUGCUUCCAAAAAGCGUCACCGGCAUUCGUUGUUCGUCACGAGCGCACCAAAGUCGGACGCUGUCUGUGAAGGAUGGUGA